Abrus precatorius (Indian licorice) is the source of this 2112-nucleotide messenger RNA. Its product is annotated as acyl-protein thioesterase 2-like. Gene Ontology annotation, molecular function: hydrolase activity. Lineage: Eukaryota; Viridiplantae; Streptophyta; Magnoliopsida; Fabales; Fabaceae. The transcript is spliced from 9 exons. The coding region runs from base 1117 to 1893 and encodes 258 amino acids. The record is from RefSeq and is a predicted model, not a curated record.
AAAGCUUUCCGACUAUUUUGGUCUCUGAAGUUACAACACAAACACAGCCGCGAAAGGUUUGUGUCUGUAGCACUUGAAUCCUUGUCCUGUCAAUUUUCUCUUUUUGGGUACAAUUAAUCCUCACAAUAUGAUGGUCUUCUCUUGUUCCUUUUGAUUUUAAAAUUAAUUUUAUUGCCUGAGACUUUUUGUGCUGUGCUUGUGGAUUGUGGUUUAUGUUUGCGUAUUGUGGAAUGUAGAUAUAUUGAUUUCAGUUUAGUUACGAUUCUCUUUAAUGCAAUCGUUAUUGAGGUUAUUUACUGUCAAAUUUUGUUUCGUCUCUUUUAUUUUUUGGGGAUGUUCUGGCGUGUUUUUGGGGCUGUUUUCAGGGCCUUGUUUGAACAAAAUUGAACUAGUUCUGACGUUGAGGUCAACGCAUAAAUGCGUAGAUACGUGCAUUAAUGUGUUUUUUUUUUGUCUGAUAUGAGGGAUUUAUUUUAAAAUCUCUUGCGGAUUUCUUCUUUGAACAUAUUUUAAGCACCAAACUGAGGAUCAGUUAUAUGUCUCAUGUUUUUUUUUCUUUAUUGAGCAAAAAUUUCUCCAAUUUUUGGCUUAAUAUUUUUCAAUCCUAGUGAACUGAGAAAGUCAACCUACCCAAUAGCUCAGGUACCUUCCACUUCAGUUUUCCCAAACGCUGUGAUACCCGCAUUUCUUGUGUUGCUUGAGUGUCAUUUCAUAGGUUUUGAAAUCUUCUCCAUCCUUUCUUUUUAGUUAUUUUUACAUGGAAAAUAACUCAUAAGCUCUCAUAUUUGCAUUUAUUAUAUAUAUAUAUAAUGGCUUUAGCGUUGAUAUUUACUGUUAUUGUAAUUUUUACCUUAUCGAAAGCUGGAUAUAGAAACCUUUAUUCCUUGGACUCCUUAAAACUUGUAGUGCAGCUUCUGCUCCUUCAAGUUAAGAUUCUUUGUGUGUUCUUAAAUGGUUUCAUAAUUUUACCUUUCGGUGUCCAGUUCUUCACUUACUUUGGGCAUGUAACAAUAUUGGUUCGGUCUUUUACUGAGUUUAGGUAUUGAUUGCAAACUGUCGAAUUUUUUAUUAUUGCAGCUUUAAGAGUGCUCAAUAGGUGUUUGUUUAGAGGCUAACAUGAGCUUUGUUUCACCAUCACUUGGUUCUGCUGGUGGUAGAUCUGCUAGAAGAGCAUUUGAGUUUGGAAGAACCUAUGUUGUUAGACCUAAAGGUAAACAUCAAGCAACUAUAGUUUGGUUGCAUGGCCUCGGGGAUAAUGGCUCCAGUUGGUCCCAGCUAUUAGAGACCCUUCCCCUUCCAAAUAUUAAGUGGAUAUGUCCAACUGCUCCUACUCAGCCAAUAUCAAUAUUUGGCGGUUUUCCAUCUACUGCUUGGUUUGAUGUUGGAGAGCUUUCAGAAGAUGCCCCUGAUGAUCUAGAAGGUUUGGAUGCUGCAGCUACACACGUUGCAAAUCUUUUGUCUACAGAACCAACAGACAUUAAGCUUGGUGUUGGAGGGUUCAGCAUGGGAGCAGCUACUGCCCUGUAUUCAGCAUCCUGCUUUACUGCUGGAAAAUAUGGCAAUGGCAACCCUUAUCCAGCCAACCUAAGUGCAGCUGUUGGAUUAAGUGGCUGGCUUCCAUGCUCAAAGACCUUGAGCAACAAGUUACAAGGGGUAGAUGAAGCUACAAGGCGUGCUCAAUCCUUUCCUAUUUUGCUUUGUCAUGGAAAAGGUGAUGAUGUGGUUCCCUAUAAAUUUGGUGAGAAAUCAUCAAAGUGCUUAAGUUCAAAUGGAUUUCAGGAUGUCACUUUUAAACCUUAUAAUGGGCUUGGACACUACACAAUUCCAGAAGAGAUGGACGAGGUCUGUGCUUGGCUAACGUCGAAAUUGGGCCUUGAGGGGAAUCCUGCCUAGUUAGCAAGGAAAGGAGUCAAGAUUUGAAAAAUAAUUCUUUCCCGUUUUUGGUCCAUUGUAAUUUUAUGUCGUGCCAGAUUUGUUUAAGAGUUCUGUUGUUGAUAUAUCCAUAUCCAUAACCCAUUUGUAAACAUAUUGGCCCAAAGGCAUCUUUACGACAAUGUACUAUACUAAUGAUACAAGCUUGGGUGGCCCUUAAGCAUGGUGAUGGAUUAUUGC